UGUUUGCAGCAAGGUGCCUGUCGAUACUCUGUGACGGGAAGAGUCGGAUAUUGCUCAGGUUUCCGGAUUCUUCCGCGUUACAAUGAGGCAGCGCUGCAGUAUGCCCUUGCUAACAUUGGACCUGUGUCCGUCGGUGUCAACGCCAAACUUGCUUCCUUCCACAGGUACAGAAGCGGAAUCUACAGCGAUCCGAAGUGCAGCUCUGGACUGAUCAAUCAUGCGGUUCUAGUUGUGGGUUACGGCUCAGAAAAUGGACAAGAUUACUGGCUGGUGAAAAACAGCUGGGGAACGGCGUGGGGUGAAAACGGCUUCAUCCGCAUGGCACGAAAUAAAAACAUGUGUGGAAUAUCCAGCUUUUCCAUUUACCCCACCAUCUCAUCCGACCGCAUCUGAGCUUCCUGUCUGAGACACUGGAGCGGAAUAUAUCUUAUUUAAUACAUAUUGAUUUUCUGAAAGUCUUUAGUUUCUGUAACAGCCCUGAAAAACCAAACUCAUGACAAAAGCAAAGAACAUUAGUGGAAGUAAAUUGGAAAUAAAGUUGA
Sinocyclocheilus rhinocerous is the source of this 542-nucleotide messenger RNA. Its product is annotated as cathepsin K-like. The annotation marks the transcript as partial. Gene Ontology annotation, molecular function: cysteine-type peptidase activity. Gene Ontology annotation, biological process: proteolysis. NCBI's taxonomy places the organism in Eukaryota, Metazoa, Chordata, Actinopteri, Cypriniformes, Cyprinidae. The record is from RefSeq and is a predicted model, not a curated record. The transcript has 3 exons.